AAGCCCUGGUGGCGCAUUUUACCCCCGCAACAGCAGAGGGUGGUGGCGGUAGCAGUUGAGGUGGAAGUGGGUGGAGUUUUUAACGUGCUGCUGCCGCCGGUCUCGGAGCUGGGGAGCAAGCUCGGGCCGGAACGGCGGAGCACGGUGCGGCUUGGCCCGGCAACGAGGAGGUGGAUGCUGACUUCGGCCGGCGUUUUAUUAGAUGCUGCUGCUGCUCUAAGAAUUGCAGACAGUAUUUAGAGACAAGAGUGGAACACUGCUUCUUGAAAUGGAGGGAAUGGAAGAAACAUCUGAAAGAAUUCUUUUAGAGCCAUACAAGUAUUUACUUCAACUGCCAGGUAAACAAGUGAGAACCAAACUGUCACAGGCCUUUAAUCACUGGCUGAAUGUUCCAGAAGAUAAAAAACAGGUUAUUAUUGAAGUGACAGAGAUGUUGCACAAUGCCAGCUUACUCAUAGAUGACAUUGAGGAUAACUCAAAGCUACGACGGGGCUUUCCAGUGGCUCAUAGCAUCUAUGGAAUUCCAUCUGUAAUAAAUUCUGCUAAUUAUGUGUAUUUCCUUGGUCUACAGAAGGUUUUAACACUUGAUCACCCAGAAGCUGUGAAAGUGUUCACUCGUCAGCUGCUGGAACUGCAUCAGGGCCAAGGUUUGGAUAUUUACUGGAGAGAUACAUACACCUGUCCUACAGAAGCAGAGUAUAAAGCCAUGGUACUGCAAAAGACAGGUGGUCUCUUUGGAUUAGCUGUGGGCCUCAUGCAGUUGUUCUCCAAUUAUAAAAGAGACUUAAAACCACUCCUUAAUACACUUGGGCUCUUCUUCCAAAUACGAGAUGACUAUGCUAAUUUACACUCCAAAGAAUAUAGUGAGAACAAGAGUUUUUGUGAAGAUUUAACUGAGGGCAAGUUCUCAUUCCCAACUAUUCAUGCUAUUUGGUCCAGACCUGAAAGCACUCAGGUGCAGAAUAUUUUGCGUCAAAGGACAGAAAAUGUAGAUAUAAAAAAAUACUGUGUACAUUACCUUGAGAAUGUAGGUUCCUUUGAGUACACUCGGCAGACGCUGCAAAAGCUUGAAUCUGAAGCAUAUAAACAGAUUGAGUCACUUGGGGGAAACCCUGAACUUGUAGCACUAGUUGAACACUUAAGCAAAAUGUUCAAAGAAAAUGAAAAUUAACUAAUUGAUUUUACUUGUGGUUUGGGGAGGGAAACUUUAAAACCAGCAUGUAUUAACUAGACUGUCUUACUAAAUCGAUGGAAAGAAAAGUGUAGAAAUGAUGCUUAUUUAAAACUACUUGUAGAAACUGCUAUAUUAAAUAUUGUGUAAGUAGUAAUUGAAGGGUAUUUGUAUGUACCACAAAUUAUCUCUGCAGCUUUAAUUACAACUGCUUACAAAAUAUUGCAUAGAGAAAUAAACUUGCAUAGAUCUGUUAAGGUAAAAUUGUUAAUUUUAGUUUUUCAUGUGAAUCUUUCAGUUGUAAUCUCCACUGCACAGUCAGUGGUGUUUAUUUUAGCUAUAGAGUUUGUCCUCUAAGAACAUUGCAGGUUUAUUUUGAUUAAGAUAGUUUGACUAAGUUUCCUUAUUAAAUUGAAUUUGCUCUGUUUAGGAGCUUUUUGUGUAUUUUUAAACAUGGAGAUUUAGGUAACACUUUUUUGCAAUAUAUUCCCUGUCCUUUUUCAAGUUAACAAAAAUAGGUUUUAUUAAAGUGGACUGGAAGGAGAAGGAAGGCUCCACAAUGGUCAAUGACUUUUUCUGUACAGCAAACCAAUCUAGAUGUGUCACCACAGAGCUAGAUGUGGGGAAUAGUGGUAUAAUAGGCAAAUGAGUGUUGCCAAAUGGAUUUGAAAUUGAGUUAUUUUUAGUAUGAAUCAUUCAGAGCAUUAGCUUGGCCAACAAGGGCACAGGCAUUGUCUAUUCAAGUGGCACUAACACUCUGGUCUGAUAUACCACCAUAGUCCCAAUUUCUUGAUAGUCUCCUUUUUAGGUAAUUUAGUAAAGAGAUUGCAUCACAAGUACAAAGGAAGUAAAUACUCUGCUGAUUUUAAGUAUUAAAGCAGACUAGUUUGGUUAUAUCAAAUUAGAAGAUAUGUCAAACCUGCACCAAUAGCCAAAGGCUCGUAUUGGAUGUUAAAGCUGGCAUGCAAGUUUAAAAAACAUUUCAUUGGUGACAAGUUUCUAAAAAAGAAAAAGAUUAACUGCAAAUAGUAACAUAGCAAAUGGUCACCUAGUGUCUUUAGUUACCUCUGUGCUUCAGAUAUUUUGCC
Molecule: messenger RNA, 2259 nt
Organism: Chelonoidis abingdonii (Abingdon island giant tortoise)
Lineage: Eukaryota; Metazoa; Chordata; Testudines; Testudinidae
Source: RefSeq, a predicted model, not a curated record